AGUGCAAUCUUAUGUGUGGCGGGUCUUGCAGGGCAGCUUCACUCGUCCCGUCAAAUAAAAACAUUGAAUCUAUAAAUACGGAUUAAUAGUGAAGGCGCCCUUUGUGCUCAGUUCAUCAUGUUUCCCUCCAGGCUGGUGAAGACUAUUUUAUCUCACAGUAAAAAUUCGGGUUUCUGGAGUAAACACACUGCGGCAUGCAGCAGCAGAAUGCAGCACACCCAGUCCCAGCAGGCAGAAGGUGCCGUACCUUUCCGCCCCGAGACUUCCAUGGCCCGGACGAUGAUGGACAUCGGAACACGUCGGAUCUUCUCUGAGGAGCACGACCUGUUCAGAGAGAAUGUCCGACGCUUCUUCAGGGAGGAGGUGGUGCCGUACCAUGCUCAGUGGGAGAAGGAUGGUCAGGUGAGUCGGGAGUUGUGGGAGAAGGCAGGCUCUCAGGGGCUUCUGGGUAUUUAUACUCCAGCUGAACAGGGAGGAGUUGGAGGAGAUCUGCUUUCUGCUGCCAUUGUGUGGGAGGAGCAGAUGUACUGUAACUGCACUGGACCUGGUUUCUCCCUGCACUCUGAGAUUGUGAUGCCGUAUAUCAGUCAUUACGGUACUAAAGCUCAGAUGGAGCAUUUUUUCCCACAAAUGGCCGCUGGGAAAUGUAUCGGAGCCAUCGCCAUGACCGAGCCGGGGGCUGGCAGUGACCUUCAGGGAGUGAAGACGUUUGCUCGGAAAGACGGCAAUGACUGGAUUCUGAAUGGAACUAAGGUGUUUAUCACUAACGGCUGGAUGAGUGAUCUGGUGAUUGUGGUCGCUGUGACGAAUCGUGAAGCGAAGAUGGCGGCUCAUGGGCUUAGUCUGUUUCUGGUGGAGAAUGGUACCAAGGGUUUCCAGAAGGGACGCAAGCUGGAUAAGAUCGGCCUGAAAGCUCAGGACACAGCAGAACUGUUUUUUGAGGAUGUGCGCCUUCCAGCUGAUGCUCUGCUCGGAGAAGUCAAUAAAGGUUUCUAUUACCUCAUGAACGAGCUUCCUCAGGAGCGUCUGAUUAUCGCAGUGAUGGCUCUGGCCAGCUGUGAGUUCAUGUUUGAGGAGACGAGGAACUACGUAAGGCAGAGGAAGGCUUUUGGUAAAACCAUCGCUGACAUACAGACGGUUCAGCACAAAUUAGCUGAGCUGAAGACUGAGAUCUGUGUGGGUCGGUCCUUCAUUGAUAACUGCCUUCAGCUGCACAGUGAGAAAAAACUGGACUCCAGCACAGCGUCCAUGGCCAAAUUCUGGGCGUCUGACCUGCAGAACAGAGUGGCCACACAGUGUCUGCAGCUCCAUGGAGGAUGGGGCUAUAUGUGGGAAUAUCCAAUCGCCAAGGCUUUUGCCGAUGCCCGUGUUCAGCCAAUCUACGGAGGCACCAACGAGAUCAUGAAGGAGCUCAUUGCUCGCCCCAUCGUCUCCCAGAAGUAGACGAGCCUUCAACUCAUCACAGCCACUGAAAUGUCAAGCAGAAAAACAAACAUUAACAAACAAAAGUGUCUUGGAGGUGUUUGGUGUUUCAAAGUACAGUGCAAUUGCUUCUUUUCAACUUUAAAUCAGUUUAGCACUUACCGGCAGCUGAAUCAGGAAAAGAUCAAUAUAAAACUAUUAUAAAACCGUCCUUAGUUACAGCUGAUUUAUGUAUAGAUUUUUUUUUCUUUUCGGAAACUGAUCAUGAUUUUGUAUACCACUAUAUACCAUUGUUUGGUAAUUAUUUUACAUCUCACAUUACAAUGUGAGAAAAUAAGUUUAUAUGUUUAUGAGGUUUGAUAAGCAGACAAAAAGAAUAUCAGGUAAUGUAAUAUCAGUCCAGUGAUUUGUUUUAUUUUUUAUGUACUGUAUUAUGUGCCUGGACAGCAUUAAAUCCAUUAAACACAA
Astyanax mexicanus (Mexican tetra) is the source of this 1890-nucleotide messenger RNA. It is a transcript of the gene acadl, whose product is annotated as acyl-CoA dehydrogenase long chain. Gene Ontology annotation, cellular component: mitochondrion. Lineage: Eukaryota; Metazoa; Chordata; Actinopteri; Characiformes; Acestrorhamphidae. Gene Ontology annotation, biological process: fatty acid beta-oxidation using acyl-CoA dehydrogenase; carnitine metabolic process, CoA-linked; long-chain fatty acid catabolic process. The record is from RefSeq and is a predicted model, not a curated record. Gene Ontology annotation, molecular function: long-chain fatty acyl-CoA dehydrogenase activity; flavin adenine dinucleotide binding. The transcript is spliced from 11 exons. The coding region runs from base 118 to 1443 and encodes 441 amino acids.